Molecule: messenger RNA, 1095 nt
Organism: Colletotrichum graminicola M1.001
Lineage: Eukaryota; Fungi; Ascomycota; Sordariomycetes; Glomerellales; Glomerellaceae
Product: squalene/phytoene synthase
Exons: 2
Coding region: 1-1095 (364 amino acids)
Biological process (GO): biosynthetic process; mitochondrial respiratory chain complex I assembly
Cellular component (GO): mitochondrion
Source: RefSeq, a predicted model, not a curated record
AUGAAUCGCACACGAAUCGCCGGCCAUGGCCUGAGAAGGCUCGUCAAAACCCCUCCCAGGGGCACUAGGGGCAUUGUCACCGACGCAGACGUUGUCAAGGCGAGGAAGUACUGCCAGACGCAGCUCCAACAUAGCGACUACGAUGCCCACCUGAUCAGCCGCCUCGUCCCGGCCCGCACGACAGAUGCCUACCUCGCCCUCCGCAACCUCAACCUCGAGCUCGUCCGCCUCCCGGAGCAGGUCUCGAACCCGGUUAUUGGCCAGAUGCGCAUGCAGUUCUGGCGGGAGUCUAUCGACAAGACCUUCGCCGGCAAACCCCCGGCCGAGCCAAUCUGCGUGCUCCUCCAUCAGGCCCUCCAAGACCUACGCGCGCGGUCGACCGCCAGCACGGCGAGCUCGAUCAAGUUCUGGGUGCAGCGGCUCAUCAAGACGCGCGAGAAGCACAUGGACAACAGACCAUACGCAUCACUGGCUGCGCUGGAGGAGUACGCGGAGAACACGUACUCGACGCUCAUGUACGCCACGCUGGCGGCGAUGCCGCUGCGCUCGAUGCACGUGGACCAUCUGGCGAGCCACAUCGGCAAGGCGUGCGGCAUUGUGGCCGUCCUGCGCGGCAUCCCCGUCCUCGCGGCGCCGCAGCAGCAGCCUGCGAAAUCGCACGCGGGGCCCGGCGGCGGACGCCAAGACCCCGCCCUGCUGCUCCCGCUGGAUGUCAUGGCCGAGGCCAAUCUGCGCGAGGAAGACGUCUUUCGGUAUGGGCCGCGGGCGGAGGGUUUCCAAGACGCCGUGUUCAAGGUGGCGACGCGGGCCAACGACCAUCUCAUCACGGCACGCGAGAUGCUCAAGAACCUUAAGGCCGGUCAGGAGGCUGGGCACGAGUUUGAGCAUCAGGGUGAGGCGGAGCACGUGUACGAGCACGAGGAAGACGAUACGCAGCAGGAUAUCCGACGCGGAUUCGCUGUGCUCCUCGAGUCGGUGCCCGCUCAGGAGUAUCUUACGAAUCUUGAAGGGACGAACUUUGACCCUUGGGCCGUCAAGGCAAGCUGGAAGCUGCCUUGGCGACUCUGGCGGGCGACCAGUAAGAACCAGAUCUAG